Molecule: messenger RNA, 3188 nt
Organism: Colletotrichum scovillei
Lineage: Eukaryota; Fungi; Ascomycota; Sordariomycetes; Glomerellales; Glomerellaceae
Exons: 2
Coding region: 844-3144 (766 amino acids)
Biological process (GO): transmembrane transport; metal ion transport
Cellular component (GO): membrane
Molecular function (GO): metal ion transmembrane transporter activity
Source: RefSeq, a predicted model, not a curated record
CACAACGCCGUUGACAACUGCCAAGGCAGCAGCCAUCGCCAAUCAACUUUCGAUUACGACUCACACGCUCACACACAUCGUAGGCCGCGAAAAGCCGCUCCUAGUGGCCGGCGCCGGACGACACCCCUUCGACAGCCCUGCUUUUCUUGGUGAUCGCUAAUCGACUCCGACGACUCAUGCUCAAAACUAACUUCACCUCGGUGACUCCUCCAACUCCAACUCCACGCUGCAUCUUCUGUGCUUUGGAUCCCCUCCAUUCGCUCCCUUUUUCCUGCCAUGCAUUCUCAAGUCCCGUCUCCCUGCGUCACACCACACAUUCGGGGCGCACAGAGAUGCGUACGGGGAACACAUCCGUGCCCACCCACCCGGCCCACUGGCCGAAAAGCUUGGGUUCGGUGAUGUCGGCCGAUAUUCGCACGCACGCACGCACCCCGGGCCCAUGAAGUUAUCUCGAGACGGGACUAUCACUUGCCGGCCUUCAUCGCUCCCGCGCGCAUGCUCACACACACCGAAGACACCGCGCCGUACCUUUGAGUCCCUAGGCUCCGCAGCUCAGCCGCAUUUGGGGUCGAUCUUCUUGAGUGAGGGGAACGUCGAGGCUGCCUAGGCUAGUGCUUGUGGUGUGGCUGGAGAUUGCCGAUGGCACAGUAUCCUGAUUUCGGAUGUCUUGUCGGAGGUCAAGGGCAAGGCAGGCUGUGCAUGUUAGUGAGUAGAAAAGGGCCGCUGUUCUAGGAACGAGCUGCCCAGUUGAUUCUCUUUUCUUGCUUCAUCGUCUUUACAUAGUCACCUGCUUAAUCUUUCUUGAUAUACUUUAACUUGACAGACUUGUUUUCGGUCGCUGCUAUGUCAACCCGGAGCCCUGAGGAGCUGCUCAGAGCAGUCGAGGCAAGCCACGACCAAUACCUCCGUAACUUACGAAGUCUACAUGACUCCCUGGCUAGUGCUGUGAGAGACAGAUCAGAUACCAAGACAAUAAACAACGCUCGCCAGCCAUCUCCCCUCCUGCAACCUUCUCCAAGCCCCGUACAGAGUCCAGGGCAGAGUCCACCACUUUCAUCGGAAGCAACCUUUCAGCCUGCUCUUCGCCGUGCCCGCCGCUCAACUUUCUCAGACCCUAUUGAGAAGCGGACACUGUCCAACGUUGUUGAGAGAAAGCACGUACCGGCCUCCAUUCACUCUGAGCUAGACGUCGAGUAUCUUCCCUUACUUGACAUUGCAGGUCCUCGAAGUGUCAACAGUUCAGAUGGGACCCUCACAAGCCCUCCCACAAAACUAGUUGAGCGCGUAUCAUGGACGGACAACCAGCUUCUACGCCAUCUCAAGUACACCGACUUCACCGGUGGCGCCGCUAUUGCGCUCACCGAUGUGAUCAAACGGCAAGCCGACAUCGACGAGGAUGCGGUCUUCGAGGAAUUUGCUGCCUAUGAAAGCCAGGGUUACGUCAGUUCAACCUUUGAGCUGUACGAUGUCGACAAGGAAGGAUCACCUAGACCCGUGGGCAAACACCCAGACCACCGUCCGCGAGGCGCCGCAGCCGACGCAGCUCCAACUCCCACUCAGAUUGUCGACGCCCCGACGGUGUGGAACGCUCUCAAGGAGAUUCAUGCCGAUGGCCAGGCCGUAGGUCUCGUAACGAUCCUACAAGAACCGUCAGCUCUCAUGCUCGGCGCGCUACAUAUGACGAUGCGCCCAUACUUCGACAUGACGGAGCUCCUCAACCAUCUCAUCACAGACCAUGAGAAUAACGGCAAGACGACGGCCCACGUCCAUCGAGCCUUUGCCAAGGAUGCUUCACCCUCGCAUCUCCGCCAGCGCAGCUUCUUCUUCGUUUUCAAGUACUACACAGUCGUAGGCGAGGGCCUCGAACCAGCACCCUUUCAAAAGUACGACAAACGCCCCGCGGACCGCCGCUCAAAGGAUCACAUCGACAUUGCGGAAUGCAGCUCCAUCCUCGCCCUCUCCCUCUCCGGCCCACCACGCCAAUCCGUGAAGCAGACCCGGCGCCGCGAGGGCCCGCAAGAAGGCUUUCUCUUCGACACGUUCGCGCCGUGGCACCUGCUCUCGAUCCAGUCGUUCCCAGACGACGAACACACCCUCCGCGGCGGCGACGCCGAGGCGCACAAGAACUUCCCCUCGGGGCCGUACGCCUUCCUGGACGCCCUGGUGACCGAGUACCGCGACGCGACGAAGCGCAACCUGGCCCUCCAUGCCCGCAUCGCGAAGCUCAUCACCCCGCCUACGGACUUCAUGUUCGACGCCCGCCUGCGCGACAAGCUCCUCUUCGAGGACAAGCACUUCACCUACAUCCGGCGGUACUUUUGGGCCUACAACACCCUGGGCGUCGUCAACGAGGGAUUGCGCGCCAUGCUGGCCGCCUACCGCGAGACGUUUCCCGACGACUUCUGGGAGGGGAGGCACCAGACGCUGUGGCCGCACCCGGCGCCGGAGAGCCCCGAGGGCGUGGCGUACCGCGACAAGAUGGUGCUCCUGCGGUCCGACCUGGAGCGCGCGUGUCGGGACCUGGAGACGGUGCACGCCAAGAAUGCGGCAACGCGCAAGGAGAUUGAGAAUCUGCGGGACCAGCUCUUCAGCGGGAGCUCCAUCAAGGAGUCGAGGAGGGCGAUCGAGCAGGGGGAUAACAUCAAGGUGCUCACGUUGGGGUCCAUGGUGUUUUUGCCCCUGACGUUUGUGACUUCAGUCUUUGGUAUAACAGAGUUUACGAUAUCACCGGAAGACUGGAGAUUCCCCGUGACAAUGGUCUGCGUCUGCGUACCCUUCAUCGUGGCCCUCAUCCUCCUGCAGACGCGCGCGGGGUACUCGCUCGCGAGGCACACCUUCGCCGCGCUCGCCUGGCCGUUUCGACUAUUCACGGACGUCGCUGCGGAUGAGCAGUUUACCCCGGCCGCCGUCAUCAUGCCCGUGACGGAGACGAGACCUAGGAGGAAGAGGAGGUUGACGGGCCGUCGGCCCCCUCCGACACGUUCGCCACGGCACCAGCAGCAGCAGCCGCCGCAGCAGCACCACCGUGACAACGAUUUGGGGUUGAUUCAGUCGUUUAUAGGGUGGUGGACGUGGGUGAGGAAGAAUGGGGUCCGUAGGAGCGGAGGUGAGCGAGGUGACGGUUCGGCGUUUGCAAAUGUGUGAGGUGGUUUUGAUUUAUUGAGAUUUCUGUAGUUGUUAGAUACCCC